UUAUGCGCAGCGAAAGAGCUCAGAAACGUGCUUGCCAGGCAGAGGAACGAGAGAAGACUGUGAUGACUUUCAAGACCGCAGCCCACAGUGCGGCGCCACCUCAGAGUCUGUAUGUGGACGCCCUUGGCUCCUCCCACAUGGCCAGUCACAGCGAGGAGCUGAGGAUCCUGGGGGUCUACGGAAAAGGGGAGGGCCCAAUGGCGCUGGACGGCCAUGACACCCUCUUCAAAGCGUCUGAAAUGGAGGCCCUGAACUCGCUGUCUGCGGACCACAGCAAGACCACGGGCCUGGAGCUCGGCGAUCGGUUGUUCCGCCGUGAGGAGCUGAGUGUGCAGCAGCAGACCCCAGACACCAUUUCAAUCAAGGUUGAAGAGGAUAUUGAUGGAGGCAUGCCCGCUGUAGAAGACUGUGAUGACUUUCGAGACCGCAGCCCACAGUGUGGCGCCACCUCAGAGAGUCUGCAUGUGGACGCCCUUGGCUCCUCCCGCAUGGCCAGUCACAACGGGGAGCUGAGGAUCCUGAGUGUCUACGGAAAAGGGGAGGGCCCACUGGCGCUGGACGGCCAUAACACCCUCUUCACUGCAUCAGAAGUGGAGGCCCUAAACUCGCUGUCUGCAGAACACAGCAAGGCCACGGGCCUGGAGCUCGGCGAUCGGUUGGUCCGCCGUGAGGAGCUGAGUGUGCAGCAGCAGACCCCAGACACCAUUUCAAUCAAGGUUGAAGAGGAUAUUGAUGGACGCAUGCCCGCUGUAGGGGGAGAUGAAGCGUUGCCUUCUCAGCAGGACCCUUUGACCCUUGACCAAGGAAAAGAAGACUGCAAUGACAUUAGAGACCGCAGCACACAGUGCGGGGCCCCCUCAGAGAGUCUGCAUGUGGACGCCCCUGGCUCCUCCCACAUGUCCAGUCACAACGGGGAGCUGCACAUCCUGAGUGUCUACGGAAAAGGGGAGGGCCCACUGGCGGUGGACGGCCAUGACACCCUCUUCACUACGUCCAAAUUGGAGGCCUCGUGCUCGCUGUCUGCGGACCACAGCGUGGCCAAGAGCCUGAAGCGCGGCGAGCGGUUGGUCCGCCGCGAGGAGCCGAGUGUGCAGCAGCAGACCCCAGACACCAUUUCAAUCAAGGUUGAAGAGGAUAUUGGUGGAGGCAUGCCCACUGUAGAAGACGGCGAUGACUUUGGAGCCCGCAGCACACAGCGCGGCGCCACCUCAGAGGGUCUGCAUGUGGACGCCCCUGCCUCCCACAUGUCCAGUCCCAAUGGGGAGCUGACUGGGCAUCGGGGAGGCCGCAAGGGCCAGCCCUGUGACUUGUUUGGCAAGGGUUUUCCCGACAAUACCAAGAUGACCAUCCACAUGGGUACCCACACCAGCAAGAAGCCAUACGGGUGUGACCAAUGCAUGAAGCGCUUUCAAAGCAAAGGCUACCUGAAGAUCCACAUGAGGACUCACUCUGGGGAGAAGCCCUACAGGUGCGACCAAUGCUUGAAGAGAUUCGGACAGAAAGGCAACCUUGACAUCCACAUGAGGACUCACUCCGGGGAGAAGCCCUACAGGUGUGACCAAUGCAUGAAGCGCUUCGGACACAGCUCCAGCCUGAAGACCCACAUGAGGACUCAUUCCGGGGAGAAGCCCUUCAGCUGUGACCAAUGCGUGAAGCGCUUCAGUCAACGCUCCAACCUGACCCUCCACAUGAAGAUUCACUCCGGGGAGAAGCCCUACAGUUGUGACCAAUGCAUGAAGCGCUACAGUCAAAGCACCAACCUGAAGCUCCACAUGAUGUCUCACUCCGGGGAGAAGCCCUACAGGUGUGACCAAUGCAUGAAGUGCUUCAGUCAAAACAUCAACCUGAAGAUCCACAUGAGGACUCACUCCAGAGAGAAGCCCUGCUUGUGUCUGCAGUGCGACGCCAGCUUCAGCGACCCGAGCAAUUUGCGUGUGCACAUGCUCAAGCACACGGGCAAAGGGGUGAUUUGACACUGGGCAACGGAACGGUUUGAUUGACACCUCUAUCCUGUAUUUGUUGAAAUGACUGCUGUAGGUUUUUGGCAUUAUGAUAAAGAUACUUUCCAAUUUUUGAUUCGCUUUCUGUUGUAAAUAAUUGAUGUCAGUAUGAUGAGAAAUAAGAAUAACCUUUUUUUGGACACUUUUUUUUUUCACCCCGCACCGCUGGGUGGAAACAAGCAUUAUGGUGCGUUUCCAUUUGGAGUUGGUUGCACCACAUCUGGUUCUACUGGAGUUUGACUGACUGGGUUGCUAGGAAUCGCAACCUAGAGAAUCGAAGCAAAGAAUAUUUCGAAACUGAUCUUGCACUUACCCACUUACCAGAAACUGUCCAUACCUGCAGUAUGGACAGCUAUAGGAUCGUGAGGAGAUAUUCACUGAGUUUUUCUCUCUCAGUUUCAUAUUCUUGCCUCACACGUUCUAAAGCAAUCUGUUUACACCUCUCAAUCUCUCUGCUGUUAAAAUGAAAGCCCUGCGGUCCCCCCAGGAGUCACAAGCCACAACUGGUGUAUUGUAGUGUAUGCCUGUUUUAUUUUUUGUUGAUGCAUGUUGUGAUGUAUCUUUGUUCGUACUUUUAUUGCAAAUAUAUAUGACCACCGAUUGCC
Messenger RNA from Gadus morhua (Atlantic cod), 2605 nucleotides. RefSeq names its product zinc finger protein 658B. The transcript is spliced from 9 exons. NCBI's taxonomy places the organism in Eukaryota, Metazoa, Chordata, Actinopteri, Gadiformes, Gadidae. Gene Ontology annotation, biological process: regulation of transcription by RNA polymerase II. Gene Ontology annotation, molecular function: DNA-binding transcription factor activity, RNA polymerase II-specific; RNA polymerase II cis-regulatory region sequence-specific DNA binding. The record is from RefSeq and is a predicted model, not a curated record. Gene Ontology annotation, cellular component: nucleus. The coding region runs from base 3 to 1973 and encodes 656 amino acids.